Molecule: messenger RNA, 1891 nt
Organism: Patiria miniata (bat star)
Lineage: Eukaryota; Metazoa; Echinodermata; Asteroidea; Valvatida; Asterinidae
Product: N-acetylneuraminate lyase-like
Exons: 12
Coding region: 317-1240 (307 amino acids)
Biological process (GO): N-acetylneuraminate catabolic process
Molecular function (GO): N-acetylneuraminate lyase activity; 4-hydroxy-tetrahydrodipicolinate synthase activity
Source: RefSeq, a predicted model, not a curated record
UCUGCAGGGUCAUCAGCUGUAAAAGCAUGUGACCAGUCUUUCCUUUGUAUUUUGUGCGCACUGUGUGAAGCAUAUCUGUUACUUUCGAUUUUUGGUCCUCUGAUUGUGGUGAUCGAAAAGGUUACGUAUGUUACAAAUAACCUUACCAGACAUAAUAACCUUGCCAAACAUGAACUAAAAAAUAGCCACGUCUCUAAUACUCUGCAGCCUGGAUCGGUACUCUGUGUCAUUAGUUGCGAGCUAGCUAGCCCGGUCUAGUCUGUACAGUUGCAUUACGGGAUUUACGGUUUCUUUCUAGAAGGGUCCAUAUUACAAAAUGCAAAACUUCAAGGUGAAGGGAUUUACAGCGGCUGUUUUUACUCCAAUGAAAGAAAAUGGUGAUAUCAAUUUAGAAGCAAUUGAUCAGUACGCAACUCAACUGGUGGCAGAUGGAGUACGCAAUAUUUUCCCUUGCGGAACAACGGGUGAAGGGGCAUCACUGACAGUCAACGAGAGAAAGCAGAUUGCCGAAAAAUGGCUACAAGUGUGUAACAAGAGAUUUGAUGUCAUCAUGGUGCAUGUUGGAGCUGACUCCCUCAGAGAUACCCAGAAUCUGGCAUCUCACGCUGCCGACAUAGAAGCCGACGCGAUAUGUGUCGUGUCACCAACUUUUUUCAAGCCACAGUCCGUUGAUCUUCUGCUCCAGUACCUGAGAGAAGUCAGUACUGCUGCCCCAUCGUUACCUCUGUAUUACUACCACAACCCGGGACAUACUGGACUCAAUUUUUCAUUGGAAUCCAUCUGGGAAGGACUGAAGAAAACGCCUGUCCCGACGCUUAGGGGAGUGAAGUUCACCAAUUCCAAUUUCUACGACAUGGCCCGAGUCCAGAAACUCGCCGGCGACAAACUGCAAAUCCUGUACUCCACAGAUGAGCAACUACCUUCAGCCUUGGCCAUGGGCAUAGAAGGAUUCGUUGGAAGCACUUACAACUAUGCCGGCAAAGGUGCAAACCGAAUGUUGGAGGCUUACAAGAAGGGAGACAUGAAGGCAGUUCAGAAAGAAUAUGCGAUGUACCUGUCUUUCAUUCCAUUACUUUUUAAAUAUGGUGGCAAUGUUGGCGUCAACAAGGGCCUGAUGAAGCUGGCCAGGCUCUCCAAAAUCGGUCCUGCCCGCCUCCCCAACCCAACACUGGACGACAAGCAGCUGCAAAGCAUGGACGAAGACCUGAAGAAGAUUGGCUUCUACGAGUGGAUCAACUAGAAAGUGCAGUGUAUCCACUAGAAAGUACAGUGUAUACACUACUUGUAGUCCAUCAACUAGAUGGAGUGGAUCAGUAAUUGAAUCUACUAGUAGUGAAAUGGAUCAACUAGAACAUCCACUAGUGGAGUGGAUUAAAUAGUCCACCAAACGAAAGUGGAGUGGAUUAAAAAGACCACCAACUAAUCAAUAGUGCACUAUUGAUAAUUUGGUGGUCUUUUUAAUCCACUGAGUGGAUCAACCAAUAUAGCUACUAGUUGUGGAGUCAACUAGUACAUAUUGUCAUACAUGCACUAGUGGUGGACUGGGUCUACUAAUCGUUGAGUGGAUCAAAUAUUCCAUCAACUAUAAGUGGAGUAGAUGAACUUUUCAACUACUAGUGGAUCAAGAAAUUGGAUCCACUGUAAAAAUCAUGGUCGCAGAUUACCAUGAACAAGCUUAGUGCUGCCAAGUGGUCUGAAGGGAAUCAAGACACUUGCAGUAUGAUAUUGAUUGUGUUGGUGAGAAAUAUGAAUUUUACCCAUUUUUCCUGAAAGUAUUAAGCAUUGAUGAAUGUAUGGGGAAUUACCACUUCGUGCUAGGUUUAUUUUUGCCCAAAAUUUGGAUUUUCGCAAAAGGCAAAAGUUCCCAGCCAAUUUCUGAAUAUUAGGCCAA